Messenger RNA from Hyalella azteca, 5602 nucleotides. RefSeq lists its product as uncharacterized. NCBI's taxonomy places the organism in Eukaryota, Metazoa, Arthropoda, Malacostraca, Amphipoda, Hyalellidae. The record is from RefSeq and is a predicted model, not a curated record. The transcript is spliced from 11 exons. The coding region runs from base 28 to 4776 and encodes 1582 amino acids.
AGAUACUUUUCUAUUUUUUAUGAAAUAAUGGCUAGAAACCAUGAAGAUUUGUGGGAUGAUGAUUUUGAUGAAGCAGAUAUUGAAGCAUCAAUACUUAAAGCAAGUCAGAUGUGCCCCAACUUGCUGGAUCCUCUCAUCCCUCCAAGUACUGCCAAAACUGUUCUCAAGCACAAUUCUACGUCUCAACUUCCCAUGAGCUCUGUCAAGAGUUUAGCACAAAGCCACAAUCCUUUUGGUCGAAAGCCAGGUCCUUCAAUUACAGCCUCUGGUAAUAAAUUGAGAAUAGAUGGUGCUUCAGUUGUUAGUAUCAAAUCUCAGAACAAAGCUGCUGGCACAAGCCAUGUCAUUGCUCAAAAAGCAAAAGGUGAUGCAAAUUUCAGCACAAACAUUGGCAAUGAAGCAUGUUCAGUAACGGAAACAAAAUUGCAGAAAUCCUUGGAUUCAAGUGCAACAACAUCAAAGAAAGUCAUUGAUGAAAUUGAACAGAUGGAAAUUGAUGCAUUGAUGGAAGAUCCAAAUGUGUGGGAUGACUCUACCUUUCUUGAUGACCCAAAUAUUUUUGAUGUAGAAUCUCCUGAAAUAUCCUCCCCUACUUCCCAAGAUCAAGCCAGUCCAAAAAAUGAGGACAGCUCAAAAAUUGAUGAUGAACUGAACUCAAAUAAAUUUUUAGAUUCAUUUGAUGGGAUUGAUCCAGAUCUCUUAUCAUCUCAGCCAAUUCCAGGGACCCAGCCACGACAGCGCUGGCAGAAUCAAAACAAACUUUCAAAACAUCCUGAUAAAUCAGCUCCUAGCAAAUAUCCUGUUGUGAACACAAAUCAUAAAAUAAAUACAGUAAGUGUUUCUAGUACCAAUGAAUUCAAAUUCAGUUCAUCCAACCUUAACACUGAUUCAAGCAAUGCUCUAAUGCCAUCCAGCAAAUUUGCACGUAGUGCUCAUGGAGACAGAAUUUGUGCUUCAGUAUUUAAUUCUUCCCCUACAAGUCCUAGCAAAGGAAGUCAAGCUAUAAAAUGUGGUCAGAGCAUCAAAAAUUCUUCAAUGAUGCCACCUGCUCCUACCAGUGGCUGCCAAGCUCUCCAAAUGAAACCGCCAGCAACUUCUACAAAAUCAUUGCAUCAAACCCUUGUAUUAAAUGCAAGCCAAAGAACAAACACCAUUAAACAACAACCAGAAAUUGUGUCAAAUGACUCAAUUCGAUCUCAAUCAAAUAAUUUCUUGAAGCCAAUGAACUUUAAGCAAGGCCAAUCAAAUGUCCUGGACCAUCUUGGCUCCCAAGUUAGUGGGAUUCAAACUAUCAAAAAUGGAAACUGUCAUAACUCAACUGAUGCACAUCUUAACCUUGCUUCAAUGGAAGAAUUGGUUGCAAACCUGCAGAAGGAAAUAAUGACAAAAUGUGGAGAGGUGUCAUGGUUGCGCAGUGAACUACAGCGGAAAAGUCUGGCUCUUGAUGCAGAGCGUAUGGCCCGAAUGGGAGCUGAUGAAUCCCACAAAAAAGAUUUAUCUGAUAAGGUUGCUGCUGCUACUCUUGAGGGUCAGGCAAAAUAUCGUGCACUAGAAAAGCGUCUAGAAAAAUUUCAUGGCGAAUUGGCCUUCAAGAGUCGUGAAAUUAUGGAACUUACAACAAAAUGCAAGCGAUUGGAACAAGGCCAGAUGCAGCAGCAGAAGAGACACCAACAGCAGAUGCAGAUGUAUUCUGAGAUGGUUGAUAAUCAUGAACAUCAGCAUUCAGCAGCUGAAGCUUCAGAAUCUCCUGCUAAAUUCUGGGCACCACUUCCUCCCCAAUCUUGUGCUCCUGCUGCAAGCAAAUCCUCUCUUGAUGAACCCCGAAGAUUUCCUCGUUCUAGGUUCGACUUCAGUAAAGAUGCCCCAAAUGCUGCAUCUCGAGUUUUGCAGAGUGUGUCUCCUAGCAAAGCUUCAUCAGGAACAUCUGAAGAGUGUUUGUUGGGAGUACAGAACAAUUCCUCUAUAUCCUCUUUGCCUAAGCCUCAACUCCCUUCAACUUCGUCAGUCUUAUCUAAGAAGCCAGAAAAAAAGAAACUUUUGAUUGAGAAUGAAGUUCAUGUGGCCCCUGUCUAUAGGAGGAUAGGUUUCUACAAGAGCUCUUUGGAGAGCCUCUCCAUGCUCAGCAGUUUAAGUGCAACGAGCUUCAGUCCUACGACAGCUCACGAAACUUCAUGCAGUUCCACUGGAGACUUCAAUACAUUUGACAUCCGUGAUCAACUUGCUAAAACCUUAACAAUAUCUCAUCAGACUACAUCCCAAAACGUGAUCUUCUCCAAGCAACACGAGCUUGUUUACACCAGCAUUGCCCUGAACCAGGUGGAUGAGAAUGCCGAUGCUUUUUGUGAGCGUGACAUGGAAGGGAAUUAUAAAGACACGUUCGACUACACCGAUUUCAUUAACUCUGUUGAGAUAAAGCCUGCUACAGUCAAGAAAGAAAAACUUCUUAAAAAAGGCCCUAGAUGUGCUGCUUUCAAACACGAAGAUGAUAAUAAAAAAGAUAAAGUUGUAGAUUAUGACAGCAUUUCUCAAGAACGAGCCACUUUCAAAGACCUUUACCAAGUCACUAAUUCCCGUCGAAAGGAAAUUGAAUCUGGUGGUCUCUGUAGCGAAGAUUGCCCUUCUGUCUGCCAAUGGACUGACAAAGAUGUCGAAUCUCGGACUGAGGGACAGAAUAUUGCGCACGUGAAAGUAGCUGAAAAGAUGGAGAGACCUUACACAUGGAGCAUCAAAAGGGCUUUGAAGGUCAAACAAUCCCAUAACGAGAAAAGUAUUACUAAAGUGGUCGAAUUUUCUAUCACUGAUAUUCAGGCUAUGCCACAGGAGUGGAUGAGAUUGCUAUCAGCCAUGAGCCAGGAUUCAGCUAUCAGAAAAUUCGAGAAUGCGUUGGAAGAAGACCUACCUGAAACCGGAGAAGGUAAUUCAAGCGUACGCGCUAUGGCAGAAACUGAAAAUGACACAAUUGGACUUAAUAUUAUGGACAAGAAGAGGGUUGGCGCUGGUGAAACUCUGCUCAAGCAGAAACGGGAAAGAAUGAAGAAAAAGUUAGGUAAUUUUUUGUAUGACCUCACUCAUGAAAUACUUGAAAACAACAUCGGUGAUUUAGACUCUGGUAAAACUGAAAACGAGAAUAAAGAUUCAUCAAAAGACCCAUCCAAUUCCAAGUCUAAACAAUCAGAAGUUUGCGCCAUGGAUGUUGAUUAUGCCGAGGAUCCUACUAAGGAAAAUUUUAAUCAUAAAACUCUCUUAUUAUUGUGCCAAUCUCCAGCGAAAUCGAAGAAAGGCGCUAGCGAACAAUAUAAUGCGUCAAGAGAGCUAUUUCAUUGCGUGUUGGAAUGGCUGGCCCAAGAAGCUGCAUAUUACCGCAACGUAGAGAAGAAAAGUGCUAUUAUGCGAGACGAAUUUACAGCACAACAACAUCUUCAAGUAAUGACGUCUGCACUUGUUAUUUUGAGGCAUCUAUUACCUUUACGUUUCAGCUGCGAUCACUUGCCUGCGCCCAUCACAAUAUUAACAUUUUUACUCUACCCCUUGGACGUCACCAUCAAAAUGGCCCUGAAGACGAGCUCACUACUGCUGCAGUGCGUGCAGCAAAGCGCCAGCGAGCGCGACGCGGUGAUGGUGCCAGAGUUGGCGCAGCUGCUGGUGGAGCGUCUGUGCCGAGCCUGCCACUGCGCCGCCACCUACCGCCAACUCACCACCCUCAUGCGCUGCCUCGUCGCUCUCUCUGCGCACCGCGCCUUCGUACAGGCGCUCUGCAAUAUGACGGACGACUGUUUCGUGUGGCGCCUGUGCCUGAGAUUCCUCGACUUUUGCGACGUAGUUCUGCCCAAUGCCCCGCGGAACCCAAAUGCUGAGGGCGAUGACAGAAAAAAUAAUGUCCGUCUUCAGACUGUUCGCGAUGUGGUGGCGCUCACAAAGAAUUUGGAUUCAGCAGCUAGUUAUUAUGCACUCCGAAACUUGGUGGGCGAGUCCCAGGACCUUGCGUCGCCCGAUGUACGAGAUUGCGUUAGGUCUUUCUAUCGUUUCGUUAUCAGCGUUUUGCUGGCUAAGCCAAACUGGCUCUCUUCUGACUGCCUCUGUAACAUCGUUCUUCUUGCAACGCUACUCGUGGUGCUACACUCGCAGGUCAACGCGCUCGUGCAAGGUUUGCCAUCAAUUUACGAAAUGAAGCAGGUGUACUGCUCCUAUCAUCAGCUGGUCGAUUCAAAUGAUUCGGAACACAAGUCGAAUUCAGCAGCUACAACACCAACUCAGACCAACACGCAGAGCAACACAAGCAUGAAAAAGACUACGCCUAAUGCAAAGGAUCGUUCUAUACUGAGCUUAGUUCAUUUUGAAUCGUCUUCAAUAUUCGGUGGGGACUCUAAAACUUUGAAUAAUGUUUCAACCACGAAUAUUUCCAGCAACAAUAAUACUCAAAAAUGCCAGCCCGCUGCUGAUCCAGGUUCUGCGUCGACUCUACAGCGUUCGCUCACAUGUUCUCUUUGUAAUUCCACGACGCAAUGUUCUGGGCAAUGUCACUGCCUUGGUGCCUGCGCAAGCGUCUUCGAUUCAAGUAUUUUCGACGUGCACGCGUCUUGCGGAUGCGACUGCUCUUCUGUGGUGUCGGGGCUUCGCGCUUUGAAACUUUACUUGGCGACAGACCCGCGAUGUGCCCCACAAACUGCAGGCAUCCCAAGCUACACGCUAUUGAUUAAACUUAUCACCUCCGCUCUGCCUUUCUUCGCGCCUUUGAUUCAAAGUGAUGCAGGAAAAUUACUGGCCCGAAUGUCUUAACGGCUUCAUCCUCUAGCCCAAAUGUCUUCACGGCUUCCAUCCACUGCCCGAAUGUCUGGAUAUUCAUAUUGCAGUAGAUAGCCUAUACACAACAUGGACUUAGCUUGGUCAGACAUGGGGUUGAAAACUAAGGGAAAAUGGGGUUGUUUUGGAUAUGCUGAUCUUGGUUUGUACGCCCGAAUAAUGAGUGAGUUUGUCAUUAUUUGUUUGCGGAGGAUUUUUUUGUGCCUAUUUUAUUGUUUUCCCUUUUCAACAGAGAGCAUAACUUCUCAUACCAUCUUUUGGAAACUACAAAUACAUUUUCGGCUUACUAUUUAUGCUUAACAUGUUUAACAUGCUAUUCUUCUGUUCGUACCAAUCGUGUAUUAUCGGAAAAUGUUGAGGAAUUCCGUUUUAUUUGAAUGUUAAGGCUAAUUAUCCUAGCGAAAUUAUCAUUCGUAUGUUCCAUGAAUGAGAACUUUUUCACAUCGAAUUGUUUAAUGACUAUCCGAGUAAACGACAUUUGCCUGUUGCCUUUGUUGUCGUUAUUGUUCUAGUUAAUUUUACGUUUCCUUGUUCCAUUUAAGGUUUGUUUAUUUUCCGAAUGUUCUGCAGUCGUUUGACCAUGUUAUUAUUUUUUUCUCUGACGUAUUUGUAAUCUUGGGCUCAGCUUCCAUAAACUGGAGCGAAAUUUCUACUUUUUGAAUGCAAUCUAUGAUUUUCUGUUGUCUUGCCGUUCGUUUUCUUGUUUUUUUUACGAGUCUUCCUUCCUCUAUGUUGAUGUAUUUUCACUAUUUUCUAAUGGUAUUUUGUAACCAGAGUUAUUUGAUUAAAAAGUAGCAGUUCA